This is a messenger RNA of Trichophyton rubrum CBS 118892, 2708 nucleotides long. RefSeq lists its product as uncharacterized. The transcript has a single exon. NCBI's taxonomy places the organism in Eukaryota, Fungi, Ascomycota, Eurotiomycetes, Onygenales, Arthrodermataceae. The coding region runs from base 1421 to 2041 and encodes 206 amino acids. The record is from RefSeq and is a predicted model, not a curated record.
GCCUUCUCCCACGAAGGAAUUUUCAGAGGGCCAUGGGGGUAAAGUGGUUGGAGAACCUACUGGCCUUUUCAGCUCGGCAGUACCUCCAGGAUCGAGCUUUGUUUCCAACAACCAGGUCAUCAUAACUCCACCCUUAUCACAAGCCAUGUAUUCUCCUACCGGCUCCGAGCAGACUACCAAAUCACCAACACACUCUCCUCACAUCAAAGAUUUACAUUUCCGUUCUCGCAGUCCUCUCUCUAGGCCUCCAGAUACCGCCGCUAGCCCUUCACUUGCUCCUGAUACUCAGGACCUUACACAGAGGCUUGGAACGUUUCAUACCUCUGUUCCGCACACUCCGCGUGUAGGCGACCAGGAGACUCCAUGGACCAUCACAUUACCCCAGGAUGAGAAGCAUCAGAAUCCCCAGAUACCAUCCGGUACAUCUCAAUAUGUUAUGUCUACGACUGCUUCUCCAGGGUUACGUCAUGUCAGCUCUCCGCAGCCAAUAUCACCACCCAAGGGAUCCAUCAACGGCUCAUACUCAUACUUUGAAACACGCCCAACGCCCGCCAGUAACUCCAAUUCCACUGUUCCGUCUGGUGUUGCGUCAAACGGCGCCCGUAUCCCCGAGCAAACCCGCCUUGUACAUGUAGCCUCCAUGGAACCUGUCGAACUUCCAACAAAUGAUGACUCGAGUGAAGAGAUAGUGAUGUCCAGCACCUCCUAUCCUGGCCAGGAAUGGCAGCCUGCCUACCUUGGCCAGUGGGAUUAACCCUUUUCUUCUGUUUUCUUCUUUUCUCUUUUAACUUCUUCUCCUACCAGAUUACGUUGACCACCGCGACAGCGACUUUCCUAUGUCGAUACUUCAAUUCUUCCAUUUGUUUGGACAUACAUACUCAUAUACCUUCGACAGCUCUUUUGUUUAAUACCUAUCAGAUGCUUCCAUUUAAGAUACCCCUAAUAUGUUGGAAGCAUCUUUAUACUUUCUUGUAUUCCAUCUUUUUCUGAUUAGUGUCCUUACUUUCAUUAUUAUUUCUAUUUUUAUAAAUAUAAUCUUUGAAUAACACAGUAUACAUAUUCCAACAUACGAUUGAUAUCUAAUAAUUCCAAAACCCUAGAGACCCAAGGCUCAGUUCCAUUUAUCACUUGUGUUUGUGGAUUUUACUUGCUGUAUCGCGAUAUAUUUGAUAGACAUGGAUACAGGGAUCAAUAAUAUCCCCUGACUCAAAUCAUUAGUUCGGACACUUCAAAUACGAGGUAUCCCACUUGAUGUCAUCGAUAUCAUUGAUUUCCUAUCAACCUCAUCCCAUGACUCUUCAAUGGGCGUAACAUCUGUAUGGCUAAUUCUGCUGCCUGGCUGUCUUGUAUAUAAAUAAUUGAUACUUAUCCAUCUAGUCCUUCAGCGUUCUGUUCGUUCCAUUCAACCACAGCAACCACCAUGGACCGAACAUUCACAGUUGAGCCACAGCUUGCUGAGUUCGACGUACCUAUUAGUGACUUCUUUGACUCAAAAUCCGAGUAUAACGCCUUUAUAAUCGGUGCAUUCAUAUUUUCCCCAGCCAGAAACCCGAAUACAACAGUCAGUGACGAUGAAAUCAGACGCUCUACACGGGCCUUGCUGCUCCGGAGAGCUAUAACAGACUCCCUAGGCGGCCUGUGGGAAGGCCCAGGGGGUUCCUGCGACGACACCGAUGCGACAGUACUCGACAGCGUCGCACGAGAAGUCUAUGAGGAGACCGGGCUGCAUGUCUCCCACAUACGGGAUCUCGUUGCCGUCGACCGUUGGGACAGAGUCAAGGACGGAGAGCACAUCAAGGCCAUCAAAUUCUCAUUCUGGGUCGACGUCCACGAAGCCCACCAAGCGCCAGAGAACAGUCACUUCGCCCCGGACUGGGAGGAUCAGAUCAAGCUGGCCCCGGGCGAGCAUGAGCAGUACCGAUGGGUGACGGAGGCAGAGGUUCGCAGAUAUCUCGCCGGCGAGGACGAGGCCGUCAAGUUCACAUUCCCAGCCACGGCAAAGAACUACCUGGAGGCCUUUGCUGUUUAUAACCGUGUAUAAGGGUGUAUCGAGUGCCCGACUCCUACUCUUGUUAAUAUAGAUGGAUAAUCGAAGGGUAGAACUGGCUCAGGCGUAGCUGCGGAUUCUCCGUCCUCCUGGCACCGACGACGGCCAUAGAAUAGGAUUAUUUCUAGUAAUCAAUUAGGGAUACACGUAGAAAACACUGCGUAUGACCCCAAAUGCAGGAUCUUUGCGCCUUGAGGCUCGAAACAGGGGCAUCGAAGCCAUUCGGCCUUACAAAGAGUGGCAUCCGAGCAAUCUAACGAGAUUUCCUCAAACACGCGACGCGCGCAAAAGUCAAUCAGCGCAACGAAGUAGAUAAAUAUGAAAAAGCGACCACCACUUCAGCGACAUCGCCAGAACGACAGAAGAGAAGAGACUUGAAAGCGUUGAUACCUGCAGUUCCGGGCGUUUACGGACAGCCAUGAAGCGAGGGCAGAGCAUUGUUGAAGCCGGGUCCAGCACAGUUAAGAGAGGACCAUCCCAUCACUGUACAAGACAAGAGCACGGCUAACUUGGGGAACCUGAUAGAAUAAACGACCGCGGAUAUCAGACGUGCUCGAAGAAGAAGACGCUGCCUCGUCCGGCUCGGAUAGUUCUAACAGCUCCGGCAGCUCCAGCAGCUCGUCGUCACAGGCAGAAGAGGACGCGGAGGAGGAAGAGAUCG